GGUAAAGUGGAGCUACAGUCAUGGAUCUGACCUCCUUGAGCCCUCAUCACGAGCUACCGGCUGCAGCCGCAGGGAAAAGGGAUGAAGAAAGAGUAGGCUAAAACCAGAAAAAGAACAUGGAGGCAGAUAUAAUAGCAGAUCUUCGAUGCAAGCUCAAAGAGGUUGAAGAAGAACGACUAAAAGCUGCACAGUAUGGUUUACAACUAGUGGAAAGCCAAAGUGAAUUGCAGAAUCAACUGGACAAAUGUCUUAAUGAAAUUAUGACCAUGACUGAGCAUUAUGAACAAGAAAAAUAUACUCUUCAAAGAGAAGUUGAGCUCAAGAGUCGAAUGUUAGAAAGUUUGAGCUCUGAAUGUGAAGCUAUUAAACAACAACAAAAAAUGCACCUGGAGAAAUUAGAAGAACAACUGAGCAGAACCCAUGGGCAGGAAGUAAAUGAACUAAAAAAUAAGUUAGAAAAACUGAAAGCUGAAUUAGAUGAAGCUAGGCUUAGUGAAAAGCAGCUGAAGCACAAAGUAGAGCAUCAGAAGGAACUCCUGUCUUGUAAAUCAGAGGAAAUGCGGAUAAUGUCUGAACGUGUACAUGAAACCAUGUCUUCAGAAAUGCUGGCUCUUCAAAUCGAGCUGACUGAAAUGGAAAGUAUGAAGUCUACCCUCAAAGAAGAAGUGAAUGAACUACAGUACAGACAGGAACAACUAGAACUUCUUAGUACUAAUUUACUGCGCCAGGUAGACUGACUUAAAGAAGAAAAGGAGGAAUGAGAGAAGGAAGCAGUUUCUUACUAUAAUGCCUUAGAGAAAGCUCGUGUAGCAAAUCAGGAUCUUCAAGUGCAAUUGAACCAAGCUCUUCAGCAAGCCUUGGACCCCAACAGUAAAGGCAACUCUAUGUUUGCAGAGGUGGAAGACCGAAGGGCAGCAAUGGAACGUCAGCUUAUCAGUAUGAAAGUCAAGUAUCAGUCACUAAAGAAGCAAAAUGCAUUUAAUAGAGAACAGAUGCAAAGAAUGAAGUUGCAGAUUGCCACAUUGCUACAGAUGAAAGGGUCUCAGUCUGAAUUUGAACAGCAGGAAUGGUUGCUUGCCAUGUUGGAGCAGAAAAAUGGUGAAAUAAAACAUCUUUUAGGUGAAAUAAGAAGUCUGGAGAAAUUUAAGAGUUUAUAUGAAAGUAUGGAAUCUAAAUCUUCAUCCAACUCGGGCAUUCUGGAAGAUAACACCUAUUAUACAGAUUUACUUCAGAUAAAACUUGAAAACAAAGAAAAUGAAAGCACUAAAGGCGAACUCUCUAUACAGCGAAUGAAAGCAUUAUUUGAGAGCCAGCGGGCUCUGUAUAUUGAGCGAAAGCUUUUUGCAAAUGAAAGAUGCCUCCAGCUCUCCCAAAGUGAAAAUAUGAAACUGAGAGCUAAACUAGAUGAAUUAAAGCUGAAGUAUGAACCUGAAGAGAAAAUUGAAGUGCCUGUACUCAAAAAGAGGCGUGAGGUACUGCCUGUGGAUAUAACCACUUCUAAAGAUGUAUGUGACAACUGUGCUGUCAGGGAAGAAAUGUAUAGAUUGCCGACUCUGAAAGAGGAGGCACAAUCAUGUUCUAACAAUUUAGAAGAUAACAACCUGCAGUUAGAAAAGACAGUUUCUGUAAACACACCAGUAGUCAGUCUCUCACCUAACAAAAAUCUAUCAACGAAUAUGCAACCAACGAAGGAAAAGAAAUGUGUGAAACUCACAGGAGUUCCAGCUGACUCUGAAGUCUUAAGUGAAAGAAGUGGAAACACCCCUAACUCUUCCAGGUUAGCUGCUGAAUCAAGGCUUCAAACAGAAGUUCAAGAAGGGAAGGAAACUGCAAGCAAAUUGGAAAAGGAAACUUGUAAGAAAUCACACCCUAUUCUAUACGUAUCCUCCAAAUCGACUCCAGAGACACAGUGCCCUCAGCAGUAAAGACUUUUCUUUAAUAAAAGUAAGGUACUGCUUACCUAUAAGGUUGCUGGAUCCUCAUUAAAAUUGUCUUUAUCUGAA
Choloepus didactylus (southern two-toed sloth) is the source of this 2003-nucleotide messenger RNA. Its product is annotated as protein Spindly-like. Gene Ontology annotation, cellular component: outer kinetochore; spindle pole. Gene Ontology annotation, biological process: establishment of mitotic spindle orientation; protein localization to kinetochore; mitotic spindle assembly checkpoint signaling. The record is from RefSeq and is a predicted model, not a curated record. Gene Ontology annotation, molecular function: kinetochore binding. NCBI's taxonomy places the organism in Eukaryota, Metazoa, Chordata, Mammalia, Pilosa, Megalonychidae.